Haliaeetus leucocephalus (bald eagle) is the source of this 4362-nucleotide messenger RNA. It is a transcript of the gene CFAP251, whose product is annotated as WD repeat domain 66. Gene Ontology annotation, molecular function: protein binding. The record is from RefSeq and is a predicted model, not a curated record. NCBI's taxonomy places the organism in Eukaryota, Metazoa, Chordata, Aves, Accipitriformes, Accipitridae. Gene Ontology annotation, cellular component: sperm flagellum.
UCGUUGGCGCAGCCGUUGGCGCAGCCGGUGGAGCCGUUGCUUGGGAACAGCGGUCGGAUGCAAACAGAAGCAGGGCCUGGUGUGCCGCUCCCUGGAAGGAGGGUGAGGAUGGAUGGUUCACAUGAAAUUACACUGGACGACCCAAGCAGGAGAAGAGAUGGAGUAAGCAGCGAGCCCAAGGAGACAUCCCAGGACAGACAGACAGCUCGGGAGAUGGCCGUGCUGCCUGAGCAGGACCCCCUCGCUGCUGCCAAGGAGAAGAAAGGAGCACCAGAGGGUGCUGGAGCAGAUCCACUGUUGGGUGUCCCGUGGUCUCCUUCAGGGAUGGGGAUCCCAGACACCCUGCCCAGCACCUGGGCUGCGAGGCAAGACACGACCGCCUUGAGGACUGCCCUGGGAGAAGACACUGCUGGGACAACACUUUUGGAGGGUGCUGGACCCCCUGGACCAUACCCAGCACUGCCUGAGCCCAAGGGGACCAUUUCCAACCCUCGUUCAGGCUGCAGGGAGCAGGAAACACAAGAGAGGAGCGGGGAGGACGAUGGGUGCAAUGGCUCUGCCAGCUUGGUGUGGGCAGCCACGCCAGGGAUGCUCUUCCAGGAGGACAAGCAGACCAAACUUCACCCCCUCAGCCUGUCCUGGGUGUUGGGCUACAACAGCAGCCUGGCUGUGCACAGCCUGAUGGACGGGGAGGACCGGGUGCUCCUGUAUGUCUCCUCCCACACGGUGGUCAUCCACGAUGUCCUGGGGAACAGGCAGUCCCACCUGCAGGGCCACAUUAAUGUCAUUUCUUGCCUGUGCGUGAGUGAAGACAGACGCUGGGUGGCAACCGCCGAUCGAGGGCCAGAUGCUCUGAUCAUUGUGUGGGACUCCUUCUCCGGGAUACCGGUGCGCACCAUCUUUGAGAGCCAUCCAGAGGAUGGGGUCAGUGCUAUUGCUAUUUCCCAGGAUGCAAAGUAUUUGGCAACCAUUAGUGCUGGUACAGUGCAGAGAGUUUGUGUUUGGAAGUGGACUUCACCCACAGAGAAACCCAUGUGCAGCACGGAGCUGAGGCCUGAGUUUGGCCAUCAGGAUUAUGUAAUUUUUAACCCCCAAAAUCCCUGUGAGUUUGUUAGCAACAGCAAAACCCAGGUGAUAUUUUACCUGUGGGACGAUGCCGGUUUGCAGUACGGAGCGCCGCUCCUGAGCAGCCAGAGAUGCCCUGCUGCAUCUUUUCCUGGGGCUUUUGCCUCUGAUGACCCUGCCAGGGACAGGGAGGGAACAUCACAUGAGGGACCAAGCAGAAAUGUCCCUGCUUGAGGAGAUGAAUGCACGGCCUCGCUGCUCUCUCUGCAGACCUUCAACAGUGUGGUGGGACACUUCAGCCAGUCAGUUUUUCAUUUUAACAACUCCCAAGCUCUGACGGGCACCUCUGCUGGGAAGCUGGUGGUGUGGGAUGUGGUCGGUCCCUGCACCCCCUCCAAGGAACUGCAAGCCAAGCCGCACAGCAUGAAGGCCACCAAACUGGUGCCUAUGCAGAAGGACAGCCUUACUGUGCUCAAGGUGUUUGAGAGCUGCAUAGUAACAGGUGAUGUGAAAGGCCAGGUUAAAUUCUAUGACGGGCAGCUGCAGCUCCUCACCUGCUACAGCCACAGCAAAGUGGGUCCCAUUCGGUCCAUCUCUUUCUCCAAAACCCCUCCUGAUCCUCCCAGUGCCUCCCCAGCCUGCUCCACCUCCUGCAUUCCCAGCAGCCAGCCCUCCGUCAUCAGGAACUUUAUCCUUUCAACCUCCGAUGCAACUGUGCUCCAUGUUGCAACAGACAGGACAAACUUUGAAAAAGUCAUGGAAGAGGCGAAGAAAGCUGUGAAUGCUGUUGCCUGUCACCCCCGGCAGGCCCUUGUUGCCGUGGGGAGUGACUGUGGACUGCUGAAGGUGUGGGACUACCAGCAGACCAAGCACCUCGUUAGCAGGAUAUUCACUGAGUCUGGCAUCCAGUGCUUGUCCUAUGACCCUAAAGGUUAUUUUCUGGCUGCUGGUUUUACUGAUGGAAGCGUUUGCAUCCUCGAUGCCAUUUCCCUUCAGUCUAGCUGCAGAGAGUUCAAGUUCUCACGUGGUCCCAUAACUCAUAUUAGCUUCUCUCAUGAUUCAGAGUACUUCGCAACUGCUGAUGAGAAAUACUCAGUGACUGUUUACAAGAGUGUCCUGCAAAAUGGGAGCAGAUGCUGGGAACACCUAGCGGGGCUGCACUCCCACUACAAACCCAUCCGGAGCAUUCUCUUUGGGGUCCAGUUAGACAGCAACGAGCCCAGGCUCCUGAGCCUUGGAGAGGACCGGCAGCUGGUUGAAUAUGACCUGAACAGCAGCAGCAAGGACCACUUGGUGGUCUUGCACAGGGACCGCAUAGAGCAGAUGGCCGUGCCCCUGUGCUUGGCCUGGUACCCACAGCUCAGCACUGAGUCCUUUAUCCUCACUGCCAACAACUGCUACAAAAUGAAGCUCUACAACACGACGACCAAAAUGUGCAGAAAGACCCUUUUGGGACCAACCUAUGGCUCCGCAUUGGAGAAGAUACAAAUCCUCCCACCAACAAACUCUACGGACCCCCAGAAACGCUAUCUGGCAUACAUUACAAAGGACAAGGUGGGCUUGCAGAUUUUGCCUGUCGAUGGCAACCCCCACAAAUCCUCAGCUUUCAUUUGCCACCCGGAUGGUGUCUCUGACCUUGCUAGCUCCUAUGAUGGAUGCUACAUCUUUACAGUGGGGGGGAAUGACCGCACUCUUAUGAAAUGGAAGGUCAACCUAAAUGCCUUGGAUGCUGCUGCUUCCCUAGGUGGGGAGGACUUGAUCCCAUUCUACAACCUACUGGAUGGUGGCAGAGAAGGCGAAUUCUUCAGGGAACUGGAAGACUAUUUUUACUAUGCACAGCUGCGCAGCCAUGGUAUCGAUACACUGGAGACCAGACAGGUGUCAACGCAUAUUCCCUUGGAGGAAAUUCCUUCUGUAAUGAGAGCAAUGGGAUUUUAUCCAUCAGAGGAAAAGAUUGAAGAAAUGAUAAAUGAAGUAAAAUUCAGCAAGUAUGCGGAUACUGGAGAACAAGUGACAAAAAUCAAUUUAGGGGAUUUUAUCAAACUUUAUAUAAAUCAUCGACCUGCGUUUGGCUUGUCAAUGAAAAAAAUACAACAAGCAUUUCACGUUCUUGGUUAUGAUAAUGAGAAUGGAGACAAAGUUAUUGACAGAGGAGACUUACUGUUGCUGCUUCAGUGCAGAGGAGAGCAUAUGACAGAGGACGAGCUGGUGCAGUGUCUGACCACCCUGCUGGGCAGGCGUCCUGCAGGAGGAGGAUCUGAACCGGACACCUAUGAUCCCUCAGGUGCAGCAGCUUUGACUGAAGAAGAAAUUCCAGCAGAAAUCACAGCGGAGAUAUUCGCUACUGACAUUCUUGGCUUACCUAUUGCUGAACCAGAAAAAAAGAACAGAAAAAAAAGAGAUGAAUCUUUGAUCUACGAAGACUCAGAAUCAUAGCUGCCACAAAGUUUUCUACUCGUUCCUACUUUCCAGUCUCCUCUCCUCAAAUAUCUGCAAAAUUUCUAUUUUGUGUUUAUUACAAAGUAAAGGUCACAUAGUUUCAUAUUAAUCAAACUCUAGAAUAAGCCCCCAGUUUAGCACAUGCCACAAACCUACGAGAUCAAACCUAUGUAGGGCAACACUGGGGUGGCUGUAAAGAACGAAGCAGUAGUUGCCGCACUGUCUUCUUGCAUUGGCCACCCUGUCCUUGGCUGGAAGCUUCCUAGAAUUCGUUUCAGGUGGGCUUAUGCCAGAUGCAGUCUAUUUUCAUUACAUUAAGACAGUAUUUAUUUGUGAAACUUGACAGCAAAAGAGCAAUCGAAAAGUAUUGUAUUGAUUAAAUACACUGAUAAAUGUAGUGUACAAAGUGCUUGGAUAGGUUAGAAUGGAUUUGCAAUUAUAAAUCCAACAGACGUCAGUAAAAAAAGGAAUGCUGUGAUAUACAUUAAAACCAGAUUUCCAUUUUGGCCUUUAAAACUUACUUUUUCUUUCUGAAAGUAGUAGUUCCAAUUAGUAGUGUAAUACCAAUGGGACAGCAUCUUACUGUGUUUGUAUAAACAGCAUAAUGAGGCUGAUAUAAGUUGCUGUAGAAAGAUCAGUCAAGUGCUGUUGAACAGGCUUCCUUCUUUACAUCAUCCUCAGCAUCAAUUUGAAUAAUAAUGUAGGCCCUCAAGAAGCGUUCCUUUCAGUGGCAAUGUUUUUUAAACAGAGAUCGCUGUUAUGUACUCUGAAAGUGUCUGUGAUUGUACAAUUAGUACAAACGGCAAGGUGUACACUAGGUGCAAGUUAAUGAAGGAGUCCAGUGGCACCAUGACCAGA